Messenger RNA from Ambispora leptoticha, 1755 nucleotides. NCBI's taxonomy places the organism in Eukaryota, Fungi, Glomeromycota, Glomeromycetes, Archaeosporales, Ambisporaceae. The record is from the annotation of a GenBank genome assembly.
AUGCGAAGCCCAUUUAAAGCGCCACAGACAAGUAGAAAAUGGGAGCAACGAAUUCGAGUCUUGACAUUGCUCGUGCUGCUUGGAUUACUCAUCUAUUUAUAUUACUUGAACAUUCACAAAUUUACUACAGCAAAUAAACGUCCUUUUAUCGAAUCGAGUGAGCGAAUACAGAACGCAUUUCAUGUUCCUGGCGUUGUCGUUUGCGGUCCAAAUAUUAAUGUUAGACCAAAAUGUGCGUAUGGGUUAUGGGGUGAUGAGACAAAGCAAGAAUGUGAUGUGAGGUGGUGGAAGAAGGCUCCAUUGACUUUGUUUCAGAAUGUUUAUCCUGAUGUCAUCGGUGAAGAAUGGUAUUCGAAUGCAAAAGAUUGUUUUGUUUUCGUUUCUCCAGAAUCUUUACAAUUUCGACCAAAUAAACUGGAAGAAUUGACCGUUCAAAUAUAUUCGAAUGAAACGACCACAAAAGCUUCACGCUUGAAUCGAUGGGUUUAUUUUGGCAUUUACUGGCCAUGGAUUAACGAGGACGCGCGAUUAGCACGUGUAGAUUACCUUAAUUUGCCCACGAGAAUGUCUAUUACUUUAUCAAGAAGAGAGUUUUUUCAAAGGAAUGGUAUGAUUCAGAUAAUCUAUGAUGCGACGACCAUAAAAAGAAAUGUACAUAGCUUCAAAAACGAAACAAAUAAAUGGGGCGAGAUCUAUUUGAGACCAGCAUUUCACGCAAAUAAAGAUGGAUACGUAAUAUCAGUCUAUCGCGAGAAACCAAGUUUUGAUUUCCUAGACCUUUUACCUGCCCUAAGCAGUUCUUUUGCAGUGGUUCUUGCAAUCUAUCAAUUAUUUUUUGGCAAAAAUCGGCUUGAUCCUUAUGGCAUAAUGCAAAAAUACGUAUUUCAUACCGCAGAAGCUGGGCACCCGUUGCACUUAGGAAGUGAAGAAGACGGAAUAAUGCUUGGCCGACUAAAUGAAUCGACACAGAAUAUUACACCGCUUAGAACUAUAACGUCAAAUGACCGAACAGGAUUUCGCAGAAUACGCGAUGAUGAAGUACAUAGCAGAAAAAAUUCGACAAAUCCGAAUUUAAAUUUACAAUCGUCAUCCAGCGACAAUGAUGCACGAAAACCAAAUAAUAAUCCCUUUGUAACCGUAUUUGAUGAAAAUGAAGGAAUUGUUGACGAAGAAAGCUCUCCUACGCCACAUCCUGAUGUACUGCAUACAGAUGUUUCGGAACGUAUCGUUGAUUCACAGAUAGAAAUUGCGUCGAUAAGACGAGAGAUGCAUAGUUGGGAACGAUUGUUGGGUCGACUCACCCAAAACGAACAAAUACAAAUACUUACUCUAUUCAAUAAUGAACCUUCUGAAUCUAGUGGCGAUGAAUUUCCGGACCAACAAAUAGUAAUUCCGCUUCACCAAGCUAAAAUAAUGAGCAAAGAAUUAAGCUCGGGAGAAGAAAUCGAGCUGCCGGAAAACUUUGACCAAGACAAUGAUCGUGUAUCGGACCUUUCCAAUUCUAAUCUAGAAGAUCUUUUGGAUCCAGAAGAAAUAGCCGACACAAUUGCAGUGCUGGCCACAGUUCAGGAAUUAACCAAUGCGUUGACUACGCAAAAUGUGAGAGCUAUUGAAAAAAUGAUCAUAUCUAUUCAGAAGUUCCGGGGUGUCAACCAAGAUCCGGUAGCCUGGCCGAAGGAUUUCGAAGUAGCCGCUACUACUAAUAGGCUUACCAAAGAAAGGAAAAUACAAGUCAUGCGUGGAUAUUUGGUUUGA